AGAUAGUGUGCACGAGGCUGUCGCUGACCUUGGUGCUGAACAGCCAGAGGUUCUCGCGACGUCAGAAAAGCUGGCUGUCUCCACAUGAGACGCGCAAGCCCAGCUCUGUGGUUUAUAGAAGCAACUCCACACACCGCCAGUUCCCGCUUUUGCUGAUUGUUUUUUUUUGUUGUUUAAAAUUAUAUGGUUAUCACCGUAGACGCUUCUAACAUUUUUCUCUUUCGUUCGCUUUAGGAAUUAUCUGUAGAUUUUCAUCACGAUGGCAUUGCAUGCACUUGUACGUGAGGCGAACGAUGAGUAUGUAAUGGUGAAUGGGGAAUCAGAGCUCAUCUGAUUUCUCUCAUAUGUAGGCGUUUUACAGCGAUCGACGCGUGAUAGGCUACAGAUCUUGUCUGCUUUUCUUAUCAAAUAAUCAUAUACAUCGCUUGCUUCACCGGUUUGUUCGGUCACAUUGUACCGUAACAUGAAGCUUAAACAAUAGACAUUUUUUUGAAAAACAUUAAAUUUGGAUAUGGAGUCCGUCAAGAUGAGAGCCAAAGAGGGGAUAAAGGAAUUUGGGGCGAAGACCCUGGGGCAGAUGUACAAGGUGAUGGAGAAGCGACAGGGCACUGGUGAAGUUAUCGAACUAACAGAGGACGGCAGGCCCUCUGAGGCCCAGGAGAAGAAAGCACCCCUGUGCGACUGCACGUGUUUUGGGCUGCCCCGCCGAUAUAUCAUCGCCAUCAUGAGCGGUCUAGGCUUCUGUAUAUCCUUCGGCAUCCGAUGCAAUCUGGGCGUGGCCAUCGUGGGAAUGGUCAACAACAGCACUAUUCACAAAGAUGGGAAGAUCAUCAUCACAGAGAAAGCGAAGUUCAACUGGGACCCAGAGACAGUCGGUAUGAUCCAUGGUUCGUUUUUCUGGGGCUAUAUAGUGACGCAGAUCCCGGGAGGGUACAUAUGCUCGAGACUGGCAGCUAACAGGGUUUUCGGUCUAGCCAUUUUCCUUACCUCGACGCUCAAUAUGUUAAUCCCCUCCGCGGCACGGACCCAUUAUGGACUGGUCAUCUUUGUGAGGAUAUUGCAAGGGCUGGUGGAGGGAGUAACCUACCCAGCCUGCCAUGGGAUCUGGAGUAAGUGGGCUCCUCCUCUGGAGAGGAGUCGCCUGGCCACCACCUCAUUCUGUGGUUCCUAUGCUGGUGCUGUCAUUGCCAUGCCUCUAGCAGGGAUCCUGGUGCAGUACUCAGGCUGGUCCUCUGUGUUCUAUCUCUAUGGGUGCUUUGGGAUCUUCUGGUAUAUGUUCUGGAUCCUUGUGUCGUAUGAAAGUCCUGCUGUGCACCCUACCAUCACCCAGGAGGAACGAGUCUACAUAGAGGAGAGCAUCGGGGAGAGUGCCAAGCUCAUGGGCCCUGCUGAGAAAUUUAAGACCCCUUGGAAAAAGUUCUUCACCUCCAUGCCUGUCUAUGCAAUCAUCGUGGCCAACUUCUGCAGAAGCUGGACCUUCUACCUACUGCUUAUCAGUCAGCCGGCCUACUUUGAGGAGGUGUUUGGGUUUGAGAUAAGCAAGGUUGGCAUGGUGUCUGCCCUGCCCCACUUGGUGAUGACGAUCAUUGUGCCCAUUGGAGGGCAGUUGGCUGACUACCUACGCAGCAGGAACAUCCUGUCUACCACUACAGUUAGGAAGAUCAUGAACUGUGGAGGGUUUGGCAUGGAGGCUACGCUGCUGCUGGUAGUGGGAUUUUCCCACACAAAAGGGGUGGCUAUUUCCUUCCUGGUCCUUGCUGUGGGCUUCAGUGGAUUUGCCAUAUCAGGAUUCAACGUCAAUCACUUAGACAUUGCUCCACGCUAUGCCAGUAUCCUUAUGGGCAUAUCCAAUGGUGUGGGCACCCUGUCUGGCAUGGUAUGCCCAUUGAUCGUAGGUGCCAUGACAAAAAACAAGACUCGAGAAGAGUGGCAGUGGGUGUUCCUCAUCGCUGCUCUGGUUCACUACGGGGGAGUCAUCUUCUAUGGCAUCUUUGCCUCUGGAGAGAAGCAGCCGUGGGCCGACCCAGAGCUGACCAGCGAUGAGAAGUGUGGCUUCAUCGAUGAGGAUGAGCUGGCAGAGGAGACGGGCGACAUCACCCAGAGUUACGGUGCCCUGGGCGGCGGUCCGGCCAAAACGUAUGGUGCCACUACGCAGAACGGGGGCUGGGCUGACAGCUGGGAUAAGAAGGAGGAGUUUGUCCAGGAAGAGGCAGAGGGAGGGCCGUAUGGCUACACGCAGGACCAGGACUACUCCUAGAGACAGGAGACUCACUGACCAUCAAACGGUAGACUUAUUUUGUAUUGUUUACCAGUUUAGACGAAACAAGUCAAAAACCAAACACAAAAGAUAACAAUCCAUUGUUGUAGGUUUUGCACAAAUUCAAAUCAUUAUUUCAAAAUAUAAAAUGAGUUCAAAACAGGAUUUUAUUGUGCAAAUAAAAAUAUUACUAUAGAGAUGUAACACAUAUCAAAUUGGCAGAUCUAUUUGUAAACGUAAUAUGCAUAUAAAUUAUAGAUAUAUUUAUUUGGAGUGCAAUUGUGUGUAAGUGUGAACCAUUUCCACCUCAUCAAUCUGAGCUUCUUCAUUCUGGAGAAGCCUGUUAUGUACGAUCAGACAAGAUUUAACUGGCUUCCUGGAUCAUUAUACCUAACUGGUUCUUAUUACAACUCCUCAUGAGCCAGCCAUUGCAGUGUAAAAGAAACAUGUCACUGUAAAAAGGGGACCUAACCAGGAAUGAGACUGUAUGUCUUAGGUUGUACAGUAUCUCUUCUGAAUGCACUGAAAGUAGUGUGUCCUUUUAAUGCACAAUAUCAUUUUCUUUUCUUAUUAUUAUUGGUGUGUAAAACUGUGUCUUUAACACAAAAAGGCAUAAAAAUACAAUAAUGUUUUGAAGAACGACAUAACACUUUCGCCAGCUGAUGUAAAAGUCUUAAGAUGCAUGAAAGAAAAAAAAAUGACGAAGUGUUGCUCACGUGUUUACUGUGCCAUUUUGAGAGCUUGGGAUAUACGGUUCUAUCUGCAUUUUCUUUCAAAAUUGAGUUAGUAACAUAGCCUUGUUCUGUUCAAUGUUCUCUACCUAUAUACCCCAAUUGAAGUUGUUAAGUUCAAAAGAAUACAAGAUAAAAAUAGCUGACACCAUUCAAACCAAUGAGGGUUUGGAACUUUGAAGCCAAUUAUCUCAGAAUCAUCUUCUUGCAGAUAGAACCUUAUAGUCCCAAGCUCUCUAUUUCAUGCCUAUAACAAUGUUACAUCUGUUGUUAAAAGUGUACGUUUGGAGGUUACAAACAUUCAUAACUCAGUUAUGUAAUUAUUAUGAUCAUUAUGUCAGUUUUAUUGUCUGGUCAAGUCAAGUCAUUUCAAGGCAUUUCAAUGAGCUUUGUUGUUGUUUAAAGGUAAAUGUUUGUCUGAGGUGACUAAAGAAAAAUAACUAUGAUGUAUAAGAGCACAUGGACAAUAUAACCAAAUGCUGCCCGGCACUAUCAAGGGCCUGUGCAAUGCAGAGAAAGACCAGCCAGCCGAUCCAGAAGUAGCCAAUCAGUAUAUCUACUGUACAGACAGUCCGUCAGCAGGAGAUAUGUUUUGCUAAUGAAAAGGAAACAUUUUUAGACUGGGAUAGUGACCCAGAUAGACAAUGUUGUUAAAGAAAACUAUACCUUACCAGUCCAGGAGGACAAUUAGCCAAGUUGGGGAUUGAGAUUCAUAUUACAUAUACUUGUAAAAACAUUAGAGCAUUACAGAAUUGAAAGACAUGACAGUAUAGCUGUGACUGCCUAUGUAAUGUAUGUCACAUUUAACGUUUACCAUUCCUUAAAGAGUAGGUAGACAAUCAAAAGAGCAGCAAGACAUGAUUUAGCCAGUGUGUAUAGAGUGGGAAUGACCAGUGUAGAGAUACUGGGUUCCAGUCAAUGAUUUAUAUAUACACUAGAUGACUGACAGGGGCCUUGUUUAGAAACCGCCGCGCCUCCAUCUUGGCACUCCCCAACAUUGUAAAUAAAUAUUUUGGAAGCUAUAAAAAGGCAUUUAUUAAUGUACACAUUUGUUUUUGCCCUGUUUAUUCUAUUACAGAAACAUUAACGCAUACUGUUAAAUGAUAUUAUGUGAGCUAAACAUUCCAAAAAAUACAUGUAAAAUGUUUUCCUUAAAAGUAUAAGUUACUGUCCCCAUUACAAAAAAAAGAAAAACUUAAAUACAUGUAAUUUUGGCCUAUAAACAUUUAAUUGUAAUACUAUAGAAUUCCAUUAAUUCCAAUGGAGGAUUGCUCCUACUGGGAAGUGCCAAUAUGGCUGACCGGUGGCUUCAAA
Molecule: messenger RNA, 4302 nt
Organism: Oncorhynchus kisutch (coho salmon)
Lineage: Eukaryota; Metazoa; Chordata; Actinopteri; Salmoniformes; Salmonidae
Product: vesicular glutamate transporter 2.1-like
Exons: 12
Coding region: 512-2257 (581 amino acids)
Biological process (GO): synaptic transmission, glutamatergic; transmembrane transport; regulation of synapse structure or activity
Cellular component (GO): synaptic vesicle membrane; excitatory synapse
Molecular function (GO): neurotransmitter transmembrane transporter activity; L-glutamate transmembrane transporter activity
Source: RefSeq, a predicted model, not a curated record